Molecule: messenger RNA, 1605 nt
Organism: Peronospora belbahrii
Lineage: Eukaryota; Oomycota; Peronosporomycetes; Peronosporales; Peronosporaceae
Source: the annotation of a GenBank genome assembly
AUGUCAAACGUAGCUCCUAGGACCAAUUAUGUAGAUCGACGUCCUGUCUCAACUACUUGUACACUUGCAUUGUCUUCUUCUCCGACAAUAUCGUGUCUUCCUGGGCUCUACACAGCUCGCCAUCGCAUCACACAAGAGCUCGUGGCUCUUAGAGUGCUCGACCGCCAUCUGCUGCGCCAGCGCGCCAUACGUCGGCGACUCCGUCAAGAAAUUCACGUGCUUCAGGUGGCCAGAGAUCAUCAAAACUUACUACAACUAUAUGAAGUGAAGGCAGUUGGGGCAACAUUGGAAGUCGUUUUUGAGCUCCCGAGAGGAGGCGAAGUGCUCAAGAAAUUAUACUCGGAGCGAGAUGCAAGUCGCGUGCUGCAGCAAGUGGCUUAUGGACUUCAGUUUCUACACGAAAGAGGUAUUGUCCAUGGAGAAGUAAGGCCAGAGCAUUUGCUCUUUAGUGACAAUGAGCCAGAUGCGCGCGUAUUACUCACGGCUUUUGGACGAGCAGCUCCAUGGAGGCUCCUGACGCUGCGCUGCCAUCCUAAGACAAGAGGCUUCCUUUGGAACGACGUGCACCACAUUCGGUUCCUGCCACCGUUUCUACUGAGACGGAAGAACAGAUAUUGUCAGAAAGAUCUGAUCGACAAGGAAUAUGAAGGUAAAAGUCUCGUGGUCAACUGGAGAGAAGCUCAGCAGGUCGACAUUUGGGCACUUGGCGUCACUCUUUAUGUUAUGCUGUGUGGCUCUCUUCCUUUUAGCAGCGUAGACGAACAAGACAACAGUGUUGCUGACAUUGAGCGACGAAUAAUUCAGGACAAACUGACGUUUCCGGUGAACGGGGCUCUACUGAGUCGCGCAGCGAAGGAUCUGCUACAUCGAUUGCUGGCCAAGAAUUCGGAUACUGCAAUGAAUAUGAAUGACGUUGUUGCUCAUCCGUGGCUCAAUGGAGCGGUAGCUCCUGCUGUCAGCUGGAGUGCCAAGAUGUUAGCACAGCACGACGUGUUCAAAACGCGGUAUGCUGAAGAAGUUGCAGCUGUUACGCAUCGACCAUCAGGGUCGACUAUCUCGGUCUCUACUGUUUUGGAUGUCGAGAAUGAGGUGGCAAUUGCACCGACAAGUAAAACCAGCACGCUGAAAAGGCGAGAUAAACCCCGAAGCAUUGUACGUGGCCGUGUUGCUGUUUUGAAGCGUGACACUCUUGAGAUGGAAGUCAAAGAAGAAGAAGAAGCUCUUUCGUCACUAGUAUCUACGCAUGACACUCAGCUUCUAUUAGAUGAUGAAGCACAGCAGGAGCGCCCUAGUACUGAUUGUUACAUGCGUCUCGCUAGCCUUGAGAUGGAAGGACCGAACAUGACCACCAACAGUGACGACGAAGACGUCGUAGCUGACCCCGAGAUCAGCACUUGCCGGGACGCCGUCCUUGGAAGCAGGUCAAGCAUUGGUAUCAAUACGGGUGGUCAUGGCAAACAUAUAACUCGCGAGAAAUCACUUGACAAAUUGAUGCAGGUACUGCUGCGUCAACGUCGCUUCUUGUCCAAGUCACUGAGUAGCGGCUCUAGCAACGACAGGUCAGAAAGCGUUUUGGAAAAGACGGGCAACGAUAGUCAAAUUUGA